This is a messenger RNA of Zea mays, 741 nucleotides long. RefSeq lists its product as uncharacterized. Bases 1 to 741 code for a protein of 246 amino acids. NCBI's taxonomy places the organism in Eukaryota, Viridiplantae, Streptophyta, Magnoliopsida, Poales, Poaceae. The record is from RefSeq and is a predicted model, not a curated record. The transcript has 5 exons. Gene Ontology annotation, molecular function: protein binding.
AUGGCUUUCAGGAGUCACUACACAUUACAAGAGAUGCUGUGGCAGACUGCCAGGGCAAACCAAGAACCGGAAGAUUCCACCCAGAACAGCUGGAACAAUCGGGAAAGUGGCCAGAGUUCUGGCCGGUACAAGAUACUGCUUUGGCCGUGUUUUGCCAGGAUGAUGGGACAUGGAGACGUGAGCUUUAUAAGGAUUCUAGAGGAACUCAGACUUCAUGUUGUUGCUUCUACUGUGUAUGUUUUAGCUGAACUUACUUCCAGAAAUCUGCAAUCAAACAAAAAAUCCCAAGCGCAGCAAAAGGUUGUGAAGAAAUUACCAGUUUCAGAUCUUCGUGGAAAGUUAUCUGGUGUCGCGAGCCAGCGCCCUCAACUUAGCAGUACUGUUCAGGUCCCAAAACCUGUAAAAGAGGUUAUUAAGAGCAACAAACCUGUUCAAAAGAGAGACCCCACUCCAACUACUACCCCUCCUGACAUCAAGAAACCCAGUGCACCUGCACCCGUACCAGCACCAUCUGCACUACCAAAGCAAUCCCAGAACAAGAUUGAUGCUUCGCUUGACAGUUUACUAAAGUCUCUUGAUCUAGAGAAGUAUUUGAUAAAUUUCCAGGCUGAAGAGGUUGAUAUGAAAGCAUUGGUUUACAUGAAUGAAGAAGAUAUGAAGUCUUUAGGAAUUCCAAUGGUACUGCAAGGACUUUGCCUUUUUCUUUCCCCAAGUUGGUUAGCAUGCUUAUCCUCUGCUUAA